This is a messenger RNA of Pyricularia grisea, 339 nucleotides long. RefSeq lists its product as uncharacterized. Bases 1 to 339 code for a protein of 112 amino acids. The record is from RefSeq and is a predicted model, not a curated record. NCBI's taxonomy places the organism in Eukaryota, Fungi, Ascomycota, Sordariomycetes, Magnaporthales, Pyriculariaceae. The transcript has 2 exons.
AUGAAGCCAGCCACCUUCACCAUCAUCCUCGCCAGCGCAGCCGCGCCCGUGCUCGCCGCCGUCGGAGGCCGCUGCGCCAGCCAAUACGGGGCCAACUGCAUCUGCCUGAACAAGAACACUUGCCGCAACACGUACGGAGGGCGGGCGGAGCAGGGCAGCGCCGGCAACUGGCCGUGCCCCUCGGACGGCAACGACAUCUGGGGCUGCUUCGUCGACAACUGCAAGGGCAGCUCGACCGUCUGCCAGUGGAAGGACUUUUGCGCGGGCUCAAGCUUCGGGACGGUGUUGCCUGACCCUGUCUGCCCUGGUGGGAACAACUUUGUGUGCUGCAAGUACUGA